CUUCCCAUCAGCCCCCGCGGCGGGAGCGACGCGCGAUGGAGCCGCACGAGGCCCCCCCCCUGUGCCGGGAGCUCUGGGGGUCCCUGGAGGCCGCCCGGUACCGGGGGGACCCCCGGGGGGGGCUCCAGCGGCUCCAGCCCCCCGGGGCCCGGCCCGGCUCCUGCCUGCGCCAGCUGGCUGCGCGGGUGCUGCUGCCCCAGGGGUACCCCCAGAGCGUGAGCCCCGAUUACCUGCGCUACCAGUGCUGGGACUCGCUGCAGGCCCUGUGCAGCUCCCUGGCCGGGGCUCUGGCCACUCGCGCCGUGCUCCAGGCCAUGGGGGUGGGCGACAGCGCGGCCACGGCCACCGGGGCCACCCUCACCUGGGUGCUGCGCGACGGGGUGGGGAUGGUGACACGCCUCAGCUUCGCCUGCCUGCAGGGGAGCCGCCUGGACUGCGAGGCCAAGCAGUGGCGGCUGGCAGCUGACGUGCUCAAUGACGCGGCGCUGCUGCUGGAGCUGCUCGCGCCGGGUUGGCCGCGCGCCGGCCCCGCCCUCCUGACGCUGGCGGCGGCGGCCAAGUGCGUGGUGGGGGUGGCGGGCGGCGCCACCCGCGCGGCUCUGGCCGUGCACCAGGCCCGCAGGGACAACGUGGCCGAGGUGGCCGCCAAGGACAGCAGCCAGGAGACGCUGGUGAAUGGGGCCGGGCUGCUGCUGGCGCUGCUGCUGCUGCCGGCGCUGGACGGGCGGCCGUGGCUGACGUGGGGGGUGGUGGCGCUGCUGCUCGUCACCCACUUGGGCGCCAACGUGGGGGCCGUGGGGGCGCUGCUGCUGCCCACCCUCAACAGGCCCCGCCUCCGGCUGGCGAUGGGCGGGGCCUUGAGGGGCGGGGCCGAAGGAGGCGUGGCCAAAGGGGGCGGAGCCAAAGCGGGCAAAACCACCCGGCCCGAGCCGGGGGGGGGGCAGCGGCGCCACCAUCGUGGUCCCAGGGCCCCAUGAGGUGAACCCCCGCGAGCCGCUGCUGCCCGGCUUCAGCACCCGCCUCCACCUCCACUUGGGUGCCCCCCUGCACCGGCUGGUCAAGAGGCUGGGUGGGGAUCGGGCUACGCCGGGGGGCCCCCCCCGACACCCCGCUGCGAGCCUGCGCCCACGCCAUGCUGCUGGAGGAGCUGCUGGGCCCCGACCUGCCCCACGGGGCACCCAUGGGUGCUGCCCUGCGCCCGCUGCAGCUCCGCCUGCGCCGCUGCCCACCAGGGUCGGUGCCAUGGGGGGUCCUGGCCGAGAGCACCCGCCUGUGGCACACGCUGUUCCCCGCCUUCCUGCGCGGGCUGGCGGCCGCCGGUUGGGAGACGCAGCGCCACCUCCUGGCCCCCGACCAAUGGGAGCUCGAGUGGGGGGAGCCGGGGGGCGGGGCCUCGGCGGAGAAGCCCCGCCCCCAAUGAGCGGAUUUACCCCAGCGAGCCCCAAAACAGGGACCAAAAACCGCCAGUUUUGGGUCAUUCCUAAAAAUGUGCAAUUUCCUGA
This is a messenger RNA of Strigops habroptila (Kakapo), 1502 nucleotides long. RefSeq names its product RUS family member 1 (gene RUSF1). The transcript is spliced from 14 exons. The coding region runs from base 36 to 977 and encodes 313 amino acids. NCBI's taxonomy places the organism in Eukaryota, Metazoa, Chordata, Aves, Psittaciformes, Psittacidae. The record is from RefSeq and is a predicted model, not a curated record.